This is a messenger RNA of Aspergillus calidoustus, 2173 nucleotides long. The record is from the annotation of a GenBank genome assembly. NCBI's taxonomy places the organism in Eukaryota, Fungi, Ascomycota, Eurotiomycetes, Eurotiales, Aspergillaceae.
CGUGAAUCGUGAUCAGUCACAACCAAUUCUUGAAAGCUAAUCGCAUAAUCGCCUCGGCAAGUCGUCCCCGAGCGGGGCAAAAUAUCCACCAGACUUUGAUUGGAGAAAGUAUUUUCCUUUGAGAAUCAAGUGUGUCUGCAAUGUUGGAUACAGUCAGCCAGUGGUGGGGCUCCUAGCGCUGCUGAAGCGCCACGUAUGUUUUGUGAACCAUAUUUAACCAGCUUCCACCUUCUUCAACCCCCAUUAACUCGGUUAUCCUGAUUCUAACCCGCUCUAACCUGCAUCGUUCACUUCCAAAGCUAUUCACUUUUUGAACCAUCAUUACCACGCGAACAUGGUGCGACGAUCCAGAAAACUUUGCACUCCCGAGAUUAUACCCCUUCUUGAAUCGCAAAGAAAGCUAUUCAGUGGGACGAAGGACGAUCUUCUUGAUUUACAGAAGGAGCAGCUUGCUCAUUGUCUUCAGCUAUGGCUAGUUUCCGAUUCAGCUUCACGGCAUGCGGCAAGGAAGAAGGCUCGAAGUUUUCUGUCUUCUGUUUAUAAUGACAGCGCUCUGGGUGCCGAUGUCUUUUUGCUAUGUGCCCUUGGAGUCAGUGUCACUCAACUGGGAACAGUGAACUCUAUCGAAGCGGUAUAUGAGAUAAGAAAAUGGUGGAAGCAGGUUGAACAUCCCGUUGGUCUGACAGAAACGUCAAGGGAAUAUGUUUUAGAACACAGCUCCAUAUUUGCGAUCUUGGAAAGGUCAAAGCCAAAACCUCCACAGGUGUUGGAGCACAUUUCGCGGACAACUCAAGCGCAGGGUGAGGAACUGAGAGAUAAACAACGCCAAACCAACGGUAAAUGUCUUUUCUUGACCAAGUCAUUAAAAUUCCGGAACUUAACGCUUCUAUAUCCAGAGUACACAUUUGAUCCCCAAGUUGUAGGAGCCGUGACAUGGCCUAGUGAGGGUCAGUACUUUCCCUUCUCGUUUACGAGACGCGAUAUGAUCGACAAACUCCCUGAACAAAUCCGAAUCGGUGUGAAGAACAGCAGAUUGUGGAGAGCAGAGCAAAGAAGAGGCGGCCUAUCGGUCACAAAUUGCUUGUCUCUAUAUCUUCCAGAGAAGCACGAUCAAGAUACUUUUCUGGUUGUUAGGAUGGGCUAUGAUGAUGGAUUCAAUCUUUCCAACAUUCUUGAACUUGGAGACCCAAGCGGCUUGGGGGCUGGCGAAAGUGAGCAUUGAUGCAGGCUAGUCUUGCCUUUUCUCAAACUUCACUCGUGCGAGGAGUAUGUAGCACACAUCGCCAGCAGACAAAUUUCUCGUCACCACCCCGUCUUUCAGCCCGAGACUUUCGACAAGGUUUCCUUCUCCAUUGAUGAUAUUGCAGGACUGGCCUUCGAACGUCAUAACCAUAUUUUCCUUUAUCUCAAGUCGCUUGUUUGAUAUUCUCUCCCAUUCUCCGCUCAGCGCUUUAUCUCCGACUGCUUCGGCCAUGGCGGCGACGUCUAACGCGAAAUUGUGGGCAGGAGAUCCGGUGGAAUGAUUUGGCAAGUUCUCCCGAGGAGUUGCGUAGGCAAGAAGGUACGGCGAGCGGAAUCUGGCGACUCUAAGAGUUAAGACCGGUGACUCAACUUUUGGCUGGAGACGACCCAGGAAAAAAAAAGAGAAGAAAAACAAGCACAAAACGCACAGUGAUUUAGAGGCGGUUUAGAUAAUAACGGAAAUUCUUCAAGGACACUUCGCUUGGAGAAAGAUCCAUCGGGUUUCACAGUCGUUAAAGAUGGCGACGGUGGUGGAGUGUCUUUUUCAGAUGAUAUUGCCAUCGGUGCCCAAAAGGAUGGUCCAACAUCUGCGCGGGGCUGAUGAAACCGGACCCCACCUUGCGCAACUCGCACCAACCAGAGCAUCAACCAGAGCAUCAGCCAAACAUUCAUCUUCCACCUAAAAUUGAUUCAUCCGUCCACUUUUUCUUGAUAAUGAGCCAGUGUCAGUCUAUCUCUUCCCGCAGUGCCAACCUUUUCUUCACGAAUUUGAACCAGAUGCCUGCGUGUACGUGACUAAUUCAAAUAUGGGGCAACACGGCCAAGCGCACGUGGAUGACGUAACAGUUGAGACCGCAAAAGAACCAUGUAGAACCAUUUUGAACCCCUUUAAUCGACUGGCAACCAAAGACAACCCUCGAUCCAAAGAGAC